AUGAACAUUGGAAUCAGAGGUGAAAAUCGAUCAAAAUCAAGAUCAAACAGUUUGUCGGAUAGUGCAGGAAAAGUCAAAUGUCGUGAAGUUAAGAUCACAAGUAUCCAGAAAUCUGAUAAAAAUAAUGGCACCUCAAGAUCCAAAGCAUUGGUGCAUAAAAAUGGGGUUCAUGUUGGUAGCAAAAGGAAAGAGGAGAUCAAAGAGUCAAAAUCUAUGAAAGAUAAGAUAAAACAUCCAGAAAAAACAAAAGAGAAAGCAUGCUUAACAAAGCGAACACUCAGUCAUACAGACUUGUUUGGUGAUGACAGUAGUGAUGAUGAAAGUAUCAGUAAACCUGUCGCUGCCAUUUGUUGUGAGUUAGAUUCAGACUCUGACCGAGAUGUCUGUGCUAGCACCAGUUCCAGUGAUAAUGAAAAGGGACAAAGUUGUGUGCAACACUCCAUACCUUCAGAAGAUGAAAUCGAUUUCCCUGGUCUUGAAAAGGAGUUUGAAUUUGAAUCUGAUCCUAUGGAGGAAUGCCUAAGGAUUUUCAAUGAGUCUAAAGAAGUAAAGAAUGAAGAUAAAGGCCGAGUUUCCAAACAGGUGUCUGUCGAAAGUACUGAAGAUAAAGAAUCGAGCCUAACCACACUUUUUCCAGGGCAGAAAAGAAGAAUUUCACACAUUUCAAAGCAAGAAAAUGUAGAGCCAGCCAAGCCAAUCAUCCGUCCUUUUCGUAGACUUACUGCCCAAGAGGUUUGUUACCAACGGAGUUUGAUGGCACAGCAGCAAGUGGCCCAACUGGCAGAAGUGGAAAAAAUAGUUAAUACACCUUUCAGAAGCCGAGGAGAGAAGAGACGAAUUGCACAUAAACCAAAAGCAGAUGUUAUACCAUCAGCAAAACAAUCUCCAGUAAAAUUGAAGAUGGAAUCUUUAAAUAGAACUGUAGUGUCUCAGAAUUGUCCAAGAAACAGCAGCCUCAAUUUAAGAUGUCAAACCGCUGCUGGUAUGGCAUCAAAAACUGUAUCUACUACAUCUCAGAAAAGGAUAGCUCAUACUCCCACUUUGAAGUCAAGCUUGAAGAGACCCACAAUUCCAACAGAAUAUGGCUCCAAAGUUCCAACAAAUGUGAGACAGCGAUAUUUGAAUGUUUUCAUUGAUGAAUGUUUGAAGUUCUGUGGAUCUGAAGAAACAGCUUUUGAAAAGGCUUUAAAUGAAGAGAAGAUUGUGUAUAACCGAAGUACCAGUCGAACUGUAUACUUGAAUGUCGCUGUAAAUACAUUGAAGAAGUUGAGGAGUCAAAGUGAUGCCGUUUCAUCACCUACAAAGAACACUGUAGCUGUAAGGACAAAUAAGAAAGUCCAAUCGCAUGAAGCAUUGCUUGGGGGAAAGUUAGCCACGAAGACAAGUUUCACUCUCAAUAGAUCUGGGAAACAACAGGAUAUUGAACUGACAGGUGCUAUGCUGUACAAGAAGCUGAGUGAAUAUGUUUUGACUGAAGCGCAAUUGCAAGAAAAUUGCUACCCAAGGCCACAUCCAGAGAAGCCUGGUGUUGCAGUGCUUUAUAAUCAGGAUGAGAGAAAGAAUAACACUGACUCUUUAAUAAGGAUUUGCUGUCGCUGCGGAGCUGAAUACAGUGUUUCCGUUAGUGGGGAUUGUAUCCGCAAAGAAGAGUGCAACUACCACUGGGGGCGGCUACGCCGACAAAAAAUACCUGGUGGAUGGGAAACACAAUAUAGUUGCUGUGCAGGAGCAGUAGGAUCUGCAGGAUGUCAGACAGCAAAGCAACAUGUACAGGAUGGCCGGAAAGAAAAAUUAGGUGGUUUCAUGAAGACUUUUGAUAAAGAAAUGCCACUGGAUGAAAACCCAGGUGUCUUUGCAUUGGAUUGUGAGAUGUGCUACACCAAACAAGGUUUGGAGUUGACAAGAUUGACUGUUAUCAACCCAGAUCUAAAGGUGGUGUAUGAUACAUUUGUCAAACCAGACAACAAGGUCAUUGAUUAUAACACCAGAUUUUCUGGUGUAACAGAGGAAGAUAUGGAGAGUACAACAAUCACUAUUCGUGAUGUACAGGCAGUAUUACUGAACAUGUUCAGUGCUGCAACCAUAUUAAUUGGGCACAGCUUGGAAAGUGAUUUAUUUGCACUAAAGCUUAUACAUAGCACAGUGAUUGAUACAGCAGUUGUAUUUCCACAUCGACUGGGAUUGCCGUAUAAAAGAGCACUGAAAAAUCUGAUGGCAGACUACCUCAAACGCAUCAUUCAGGAUAAUGUUGAAGGACACGAUUCCAGUGAAGAUGCGUGUGCCUGCAUGGAGUUAAUGCUGUGGCGUUUGAAAGAAGAUGCAAAACUGAGGAGAUGACAUCUCCUGUCUUUUGUCAUGUGUAAAGGACUGAAUUUUGCCAACAAAAAACUUAGGACAGACUGGCUGAUUUUGUCUGCUGUUUUCCUGAAGCCUAACCUUGUGCCUCUCCUGCCUUUUUAUUGACCACGUGGGCCCAUAUUGAGACAACUGUAGACCGACCAAGACAUGUUGACUCUCUAAUAUCUAAGUGCACUACUUAACAUGUUACUCCUAAUUAUGUACAGAGAGGUUUAUAUUGCUCAUGUGAUCUCUUUUCUGUCACUGUGUCUUGCUUUCUACAUUCACAUCAAUUGCUGUGUCAGUUAUUAGAAACAACUUUAGUGAACACAUUGUAAAAAUGUGCCACAUAGUUUAGCAUCCAAUAACACAUGACAUACUCUCCUACAUUUUUAUGGUCUAAAAUUUUGAGACAUUUUAGAAAGAAAGUUGGACUCAUCUGUUAAAUGAAAUAUAGAUAUUUUCACAGUAAAUGUUUGGCUGUUCAUAGUUGCUUAAAUUGAAUAUACAAUAAGUACGUACUUUAUUUGCUGAACGUUAGAUUGAAUUUGCAUUAAAAGCUUCUAUGGUAGCUCUAAACACUUGCUCUAGUGAAAAUUCAGAUAACUAAUAAUCAUGUCCUUACGGUUACAGUUGAUUUUAUUGCAAAAAUUAGAAAUAUCUUUUUAAAGUUUAUAUAUGUAGAUAUAUGUAUAGUUUUUUGCGCGUGUUUGUAUGUUCAAGGGUGAAAUAUUAGAGAUUAUAGGUAUUCUAAAGUUUCCUAAAGUAUGUUACAGCAGUUUGUGAAUUUCAUUGAAACCCUAAAGGUUCGUUGUAUGCUUAUAACUGCUUUACAUAUUCAUAAACUGGUUUUAAUAUUAUAUUUAAGGUGGCUUGGUACACUGGAUUCAGCCAUGAGCAUUUUUUUUUUAAGGCAGUAGGUUUCAAUUUAAACUUGACAAAGUAGAAUGACAGUGGGUACAUUGCAUUAUGUAGCAAAGGGUUAAUGUUGCAGGAGGAAAUUCUGUGUAGAAUGAAGAAAGUUUGAUGUAAAAUUGCUGCCAAGUUCCCUGAAAGCACUUAUUAUUCAGUGUGGAAAAGCACCAUAGAACCAAAUUAUUCAGGGUUAGUCCCUAAUCUAUGCUGCAUUGUUUAAUUUCAGUGGGUUACAAUAAAGUACUGAAUCUAAUCUCUGAGCUAAGGAAGGGAAAGUUAGCUAGGGUUCCCCACUCCCAAUGAUUAGCCAUGUUGUACAUACAAUGUUAACUGUUGACGGUCAGAAUGAGAUUCUGUGGGCUGUCAGUGUUUGAGAUAAUCCUUGCAUCCUUGUGUUAAUACUUUCCUGUUGAGAAGGGAAGAUGGUGCUAUCACGUGUAACUUUUACAAUUUUGAACAGUAAGCAAAGAGACAUCACUGAAUAUUUUUGGUGAAGAAAGGUUACCAUUUUAUUUUCAUGGAGUUAUCUUCAUGGAGCUUCUUUAACAAUUAAGUUGGCAAACACAUGUGUGAUGGUGAAAACUUACAAGAAGUAAAGUCCUAGAUUCUGGAGUCCUGGUUUAAACAAAGUUAUGUGAUCUUAGUUUGAGCAUUAGUUGAGGUGCCACAAUUCACCUUCAAUCUUUUGCUUAACCCAAGAGCACAAUUAUUUAGGGAUCCUGUGCUGUAUCCUGUCCAUGACCUACCCUUAGAAAUGACAUGUUUAUGAUUAUUUGCGACCAAAAGUAUUUAGGGCUGCAACUAGCAAUUGCUUUCUAAGACUUUCUGUGAGGUACUGGGAUUUACCCCAACAGGAAUUUUAAAAUGAAUGCAUGGAAGGAUUGUAUUUCUGUUGUUUAAAUGUUUGGUAGAGUGCACAAUGUUACAUUAUUGUCCAGAGCUGCAGCUAAAUAAACAGCUUUCUACUUUCUCACUUAGCUUAUUUCACAGAAGGUGAAGGUGUUCAAGGGAAUAAAGGUGAAUUAAACUCUUAAUGUAUGCAAUUGUCUACCCUGUAUUGGCAAUAGAAGGGCAGCCUUCUCCUACAUCAUCAUCCAGGGAAUUAAUAAAUGGAGAUAGUUGUUCCUUUAGAUGACUGGGCCUAUAUUCAGAUAACCUGGGUUUCAUUCUUUGUUUCCAAUGGCUCAUCUUUUCAGGAAAGCAUCUUCUAGACUAUUCAAUAAAUCAGGUACUUCAUGACUAAACAGGACAAAGCAAAUCUUGUAUUGUAGAGUUGCAUCUCCUGCUCAUCAUUGAACAUUAUUGGUGUGAGGAAGAAAAAACCCUAUAGACUGGCUGGUCCUGUUAACUAAUUUAAAGUGAUGAAAAGUAAUGGCAUACCUUUGGAAGAACUGAUGAAGUAAGCCCAUUUGUAAAAUGAUGUUAAAACUGGUUGCAAAGUUUGGAGAAUGAUUAUUCAAGAACUUUAGAUUAUAUUAUCAUAAGUAAUGAAGAGCAACAGUAAAGGAUGAAGAAGUUCAUUUGAAAUGUAUGAGAGCUGGAGAAUAUAUUUGGAAACAUAAUUACUUUUUUUGUUUAAAGACCCAUCAAGUCUGUACUGAAACAUGAUAUUCCUUUUAAUAUUUUGUUUAAUGUAUUACAUGUAUAAAGUUUGUAUUUUUUUACAUGUUUAAUUUUGUGUAAAGUACUAAGAUUUUACAAAAAUAAUCUAGUAAGGGGAUGACUUAUGCUCUGAAUCAGUACAGAGCCUAGAUAUACAGUAAGCUUGAAAAUGUAGUGAAUUGUGUAAAGAUUUAUAGAAUUCAAAAAUAUGUUCUAUUCCUAGAUCUUUGACUGGUCUCUGAACAGAAAAUAACUGUGCUAAUUGGAAAGACUUUUGAUAUAUUUAAAUACAGUACACCGUUUUAAACUAUGCCUUGCACACUGGAUAGACAGCUAAAUAUCUGUAGCAUCCACUAAGUGUUUACAAAGAGGUGGAACUGAGUAUAUACACACAUUAUAUAUAGUAUAUACUGUAGUGAUUUACAUUCCUGUUUGGAAUAAACUUUUUUUAAACAAUACCAAA
This is a messenger RNA of Chiloscyllium plagiosum (whitespotted bambooshark), 5317 nucleotides long. NCBI's taxonomy places the organism in Eukaryota, Metazoa, Chordata, Chondrichthyes, Orectolobiformes, Hemiscylliidae. The record is from RefSeq and is a predicted model, not a curated record.